Molecule: messenger RNA, 3388 nt
Organism: Oncorhynchus nerka (sockeye salmon)
Lineage: Eukaryota; Metazoa; Chordata; Actinopteri; Salmoniformes; Salmonidae
Product: forkhead box protein F2-like
Exons: 2
Coding region: 424-1575 (383 amino acids)
Biological process (GO): animal organ morphogenesis; regulation of transcription by RNA polymerase II
Cellular component (GO): nucleus
Molecular function (GO): RNA polymerase II cis-regulatory region sequence-specific DNA binding; DNA-binding transcription factor activity, RNA polymerase II-specific
Source: RefSeq, a predicted model, not a curated record
GGAUCUAGGGGGCAGAGAGAGAUUUAAGAAUUGAUAGGUGGUCGAGUUUUGUUUGGCCGAGUGGAUAUGCGCAAGAAAGUCGAGGAGCUUUAUGUUUCCCCUCUUAAAGGAUUAUUGCCAGCGAUGGCCACAGUGAGACGGAGGAGGAGCAGCCGCCACACCGAUACUCAGCUGGUGUUCCUGAUUAGAACUGCAAUAAACGCGCAGUGAAUCGCCACUGGACACUAACCUCUCCAAUUAUCACAUUUGGAAACAUAUUUUAGAACGUCUGAAGGAGUUAUGCUGAGCAAUUGACUGAAGUAUUGGGUGUAGGAUACUGCUCUCAAUAGAUUUUUCAGGUCAGUGCAAAAAUAAAAAGAGCAUUGGUCAUCCUCUUGGUUAUAGGCUACUCAUACUCCUCUGUGUCCCAAUUUGGGCGCAAACAUGACGACUGAGAGCUCACAGCAACAUCUGGACUCGUCUCAUCCUCUGAGAUCCAGCCCAGCAGCCGGAGUGAUGCACGCCACUCAGAUGAGCGCACAGCCAGUGGCGGAGAGCUCACCAAAUGCGUCGAACAAAAGGAAAAAGGGCAACUCUGGCUUGAGGCGUCCUGAGAAGCCGCCCUAUUCAUACAUCGCUCUUAUUGUGAUGGCUAUCCAAAGCUCCCCGACAAAGAGGCUUACUCUGGCUGAAAUCUAUCAGUUUCUUCAGGCCCGUUUCCCUUUCUUUAGAGGGUCUUACCAGGGAUGGAAAAACUCUGUGAGGCACAACCUGUCUCUAAACGAGUGCUUCAUAAAACUGCCCAAGGGCCUCGGCAGACCAGGUAAGGGACACUACUGGACCAUAGACCCGGGAAGCGAGUUUAUGUUCGAAGAAGGGUCCUUCCGUCGCAGACCUCGCGGAUUCCGUAGGAAAUGCCAAGCUCUGAAACCCAUGUAUCGAAUGAUGAAUGGCAUCGGCUUUGGCGCGUCGAUACUGCCCCAAAACUUCGAUUUCCAGAACCCCUCUGCGUCCUUGGCAUGUCAUAAUGGUUACAACUUGGACGUGAUGGGGACCACGGUGCCAGGGAGCUACGACGGGCUGGCUGGAGGGCAUCAUGUUCCUCACAUGUCGCCAAGCCCUGGGUCCACCUACAUGGCUGCCUGUCAGUUGUCGUCUAAUGGAGAAUACUGCCCAGACAACAGUAGUAGCCCUCUGCACUCAUCGCCGGCGGCGAUGGCAGGAGGCACCUUGGACUGUCACUCUCCAUAUACCAGUGUCCCCUCACACUGGACAUCACCAGGUGUGUCUCCAUACAUCAAGCAGCAAUCCCUGGCUUCAAACAGUCCCACGUCCUCUGCCUUGCACUCGAGCAUAUCCCCCUACUCUCUGGAGCAAAGCUAUCGCCAUCACAACGGAAGAGACUCAUCUGAUAUUUCAACAGGAUUGUCUCGAUACUCGAGCCAUUCAUCGCCAGUAUGUGACAGGAAAGACUUUGUUUUAAACUUUAACGGAAUCUCUUCAUUUCACCCACCAACUGCCAGUGGAUCGUACUACCACCAGCUACAUCACCAUCACCAGAAUGUCUAUCAGGACGUCAAGCCAUGCGUCUUGUGAAAUCAACGCGUUAAGACCACCGCCAUCUUGGAUGAGGAUCACAACAACUACACAGCUACUAUAUACAAGCCAUAAACUGGGCGGCGGGGGGGGGGGGGUGUAGGCAGUAUACAAUAUGUCAGUCACUCUGUCUGUGAGAACUUCCAUGCCAUAACACCUUUCAGGAGAAAUGAAAAACUUUAGGACUGAGUACAUGGAGUAAAAAUUGGAGAAGAAAAAAUACAUACAUGUAGCCUAUUGCCAUUGUCAAGGACGGCUCAGACAGCUAUUGGAUAUAGUUGAUCAAUGACAUCUCAAGUCAGCCUUCCUUCAAACUCUGUCACCAUGCCAUGAUGCCUUCAGGAGUACACUAAUUGUGUCGUUUCAUUCAUAUUGUAGACUAGUGUUUGAGUAUAAGUUAUCAACACGGAUCAAAUGCAAGACAACUACGUUAAAUGUGUUUAAUUAAAAAUACAUGCACAUUCACUCCGAUUUAUCUUUACCUAUUUGCACUUAAAUCUAAACCCUUGAGUUUUCGAAAGAUUUCGCUGCAGCAAGUCAAUAAAGAGAUCUAUUUUAAAACUGUUUGGGUUCAUUCUUAUUCAAGGGUAGGCUAAAUGUUUAUGCAAUGCAGCAUAUCGCAAAUCCUAUAGGGAUUGUAUACAGCGUGGGAGAUCUUUUGGGACUACAAUUGCCCAAAAUUAUCUUUGAGUUCUUUAUGACAAAUUAGGUGUUUUAUUUUUGUUAUUUUUUGUUUUGUUAUUAUAAACCUUAAUAUAACUGUUAUUAAUACACAGAUAGAUUGUUAUUGUUACAGCCUACUAUUUGAAUUCAACGAAUUUACCGUUGACAAAUAAAUCACAAACACAUGAAUACAUCUAAUGUAUUAUAUUCAGCAUUUACAAAUGCAAUCAUUAUCAAUUUUGGGUCAGAAAUUACCCCCGUUGGAGGUUUUAAGAUUUAAAUAUGUUGGUGCUUUUAGGAUUAAUUUCCAUUGGGAUCGAAUAUAUAACAUGAUCAUACUAAUAUCAACAUAUUGUUACAUAUUUGCUACAGAAUACAUUUGACAAAUAAUCAUAACGGCAUUACAUUUGAGAUAACCUAUUGGUUAAAACUUUGAAAUGUGGACUUUCAAAAUGCUAGCUACCUUUUGAACAUACGUAGGCCUACUAUUAUACUAUUCAACCAAUGCUUUUUCUUCUCUAAAUCCUGAUUUAAAAACAAAUCUGAUUCUGAGGAAUGACUCGUGUGUGGACAUGUAUGUUUAGUAUAAUUAUUUGUGAGAUAUCACUUGGCUUGUCCUGGUUAUACAAUAAUAAACGUUUGGAUGGAAUUGAACAUUGACAUGAGGUGAGGUCAGUGGCUGGCUAGAAACUGUCUGUCUAAAAAAAAAAUCUGAUUUGCCUACAAAUAAACUUUGAUGAAGCAAAAAUUCACCAUACAACAGAUAACUCCAACAAUCAGGGUGACAUAAGCUAUUAACCAAAAUUGACAACGUCAAGAAAAAUCCUCAAAUGUAAAUACCAAUGUAGCCAUCAUACACAAGCGAUAGCCUCAGAUGGUGGCAUAUUUCAUAUCAUACUACAAAAUGACACACUGAUCAACAUAGCUCAGCCAAUGACCGAGUUACAACUGAUAGCUGGCACUAAAAUACCAACAUACGGACACAUUUCAUCCAAAUAAUUCACAACACAAACUCCAUAGCCUUUCACAAUGGAUUUACAAUGCUUCCAACAAAGUCUUCAUAUAAAUACUCGAAAUGAAUGAAAAUGCAGUUUAAAAUGUUUUUAAAAAGUGUCUCAAAAUGAAAUUCUACCUUAAUAAAUAAAAUGCA